AUGGUGCUAUGGGAGAUUACACUGGGAACUGCGUAUUUUUUGGGUCUCAAACGAACUUACAGGCUCGCUCUCAGGAUUCAACGUAGGAUCAUAAACCCUAACCACCCUCAGAUCCGCCAAUUUCUUCACAGAAGAACACGUUCUGUAUUUGAUGUGGCAAUCAAAGUUCAUCAGAACAUUCAAGAAAGGGACAUAGAAGUUGGUCGGAAUCUCGGAAACUUCAUUUUGCGAUGGCUCGAUCGAAUGAAACCGUCAGCUCAGAUUCAUGGUGGAUCACCCACAAAUGGUGCUAGCUCAAGUAUAAGAACGACAAAGCUUCAAGCUAAGUAUUCUAACCUCAAAAGACCUAGUUACUACACCUUAUUCAAGAGGGGAUCAAAUAAGCGUUUAUUUACCCCGUCAACAAGUAUAUGGCCAAAACCUUUCCCCACCAUUGCAAGUAUGUUGCGACCACCAAAUCCUGCUGGGACAACCACCCACUAUCGGUACCUCAGUAACUAUCCUCGUGAUGCUUUCAGAUCAAACUGUAAUGCUUACUGGCCGGCAGGCGUUAUUAGGAAGGACAUCAUGCAAUGGAUGCUGCAGAACUAA
Molecule: messenger RNA, 591 nt
Organism: Lathyrus sativus (Indian pea)
Lineage: Eukaryota; Viridiplantae; Streptophyta; Magnoliopsida; Fabales; Fabaceae
Source: the annotation of a GenBank genome assembly